GUGUUGCAUUUGCAACGUUAGUUUCUCGCUGAUACCAGAACACACACAAAGUUUCAGGAACGCUCUGGAAGUCUUAACCUGACGCAACAAAGACAAAUUCGUAGUAUAUAAGAAGCGUUCUUUGCCUUUAAACAGCAGUGUCUAACUAAAGGAAGAAGAAGCUAGAAGCAUUUCAACGCUAUCCUCCGAGAGUCUAAAAAGGUUACUUUUAAAAUGGCGAAUUCGUUACCAUUCAAGUGUUAUCUAUUGACCAACAAUGGCCAAGAUAAAGAAAUCCGUAGAUUCGCCCUCGAUUCAGAUGUCGUAGGAAACUUUACUUACCUUCAGGAGAAAGUUAGGGUAGUCUACCCCCAACUGUUGCGCGAAUCUUUCACCAUUUCUUAUAUUGAUGAAGAAGGGGAUAAGGUUACCGUUUCCAGUGAUGACGAGCUGCUUGCUGCACUCAUGUUUGCCAAACGCAAAGAUGAUGAGCCAUUCCGUCUGAUUGUCCAGACUACAACUGCUACUAGUGGAGCCAAACCUGAAACUGCCACACCAUCUGCAGGGACGGGCAAUUGCCAGGGAGAAAUUCACUGGGGUGUGACCUGUGAUGGAUGUCAAGGUGCCGUCAAAGGAUUCCGCUACAAAUGUUUCCAAUGCCCAGACUAUGAUCUGUGUGGAAAAUGUGAAUCUGCAGGUCAACACCCUGGUCAUAUUCUCAUCCGUGUAACUGGGUCCAUGCCUGCAGCAUUUCAGGCCAUGAAGCACGCGCUGAAUGGAGGGCCCGAAGUUCCACAUUGGCGUCGUGGAAAACAUGGACGCUACCAUCACCAACACAGCCAUGGCUGGAAUGCUUGGUGUCCGUCUGGCAUGAAUGUUGAAGUCGACCCACAGACCACAGCUGCGGGUAGCAAUAAAGGAGCGAGCAAGACCGAGGCGAAGCCUCAGUGUCCAUACAAGUUUUACAUGGACCAGGCCAAAGAGACGGCUACAACUAUCCACGCUCAGGCCAAGGAAACCGCUUCAAUUUUCAACGAACAGCAUCCAGAAUAUCUCGCUGGUCUGGGCAGCACCAUCGCCUCCGUCAUGGAAGGACUUGGAUUUGGCUCUGUUGGAGGAUCAUGCCCUCGUGCCUCAACUCAAAAGCCGGAAGCAAAGAAGCAAGAAACACAAAAAGAGGAGACUAAAGCUGAAGAGAAAGAUUCUACUGCUGAGGCGAAGAAAGAAGAAGUCAUCAUUCCUGUUGUGAUCGAGAAAGAAGUUACCCCUACAAAUGCCGUCGUCGUAAACCCUUACGCCCAUUUGGUUGACGCUGCACGAGCUGUAGAAGUGGCCAGUGCUAAAGCUAUGGCUGAUUUCGCCAGGCAGGCAGCCGCUCAAACUAGCGUUGCUCCCAAACCUGCGGAAACGAUGAGUUUCUUCCAGACUGCUGAAGCCAAAAAGGAUACCCCGUUCGCUGUGGCCUGCCGAGCCAGAAUGACAGCAGCACAGGCUCCUCCUCAAGCUGUUGCUGAGGCUAUAGCCGAAGUCGUCGCCCAGGCACCUUCACAGGCCAUCGCUGAGGCUGUUGCUGAGGCCGUUGCUCUUGCUCCUACUCAGGCUGUUGCCGAAGCUAUCGCCAAAGUCGCUGCUGAGGCUCCGUCUCAGGUAGCUGCCCAGGCUGUGGCCCAGGCGGCCGAAGAUGCCUACAAAGAGUCCCUCGUUUCGCAACAAACCGUUGCUGAGCCAACAGCAGUCAAACCUAAACACAACGAGUCUGGAGACUGGACUAUCGUCGACCAUGGAAUGGAACAUUCGAGCUCUCCACCGCCUCCUUCCGUUCCGGCUUCCCAGUUCGUUGGUGCUCGCCCCAAGGAACCAACUGCUGAGAAAGCUCCUCUUCAUCCAGAUCCUUUUAUCUCCGCUGCUUUGGAGACUAUGCUGGCCAUGGGAUUCACCAAUGAAGGUGGUUGGCUAGCUCAACUGCUGGAAGUGAAAGGAGGAGAUAUUGGAAAAGCCCUGGAUGUUCUCCAGUCGCAAUUCCAGCGCCAGCAACAUCAGUAAUAACGCUGAACAAGAAGGUGUUACCGGACACCAAGUCCUUUCGAAGUCGAAUCAUUUUAAUUUACUUAUUCCUUAUCGUCAAAACAGUUAAUCAACAUGUUUAAUCUCUUACUAUUAACCACGAAUUUAAAUCGAUUGAAAUUACCUAUAAUCAUUCAAUCAUUUGUGUCUUUUUUUCCAGCCUUUAUGAUAUACUUUUAUAUUGGUGGUUGUAACCGGAGUCCUUAGUUAAACGGCACAUAGAAAUAAACGUACCAAUCGAGAAAAAAAAAA
Messenger RNA from Daphnia pulicaria, 2295 nucleotides. Its product is annotated as sequestosome-1-like. The coding region runs from base 214 to 2022 and encodes 602 amino acids. Gene Ontology annotation, cellular component: aggresome; amphisome. The record is from RefSeq and is a predicted model, not a curated record. The transcript has 5 exons. Gene Ontology annotation, molecular function: K63-linked polyubiquitin modification-dependent protein binding; protein kinase C binding; zinc ion binding. Gene Ontology annotation, biological process: endosome organization; aggrephagy; mitophagy. Lineage: Eukaryota; Metazoa; Arthropoda; Branchiopoda; Diplostraca; Daphniidae.